Messenger RNA from Eriocheir sinensis (Chinese mitten crab), 1875 nucleotides. RefSeq lists its product as uncharacterized. The transcript is spliced from 14 exons. The record is from RefSeq and is a predicted model, not a curated record. Lineage: Eukaryota; Metazoa; Arthropoda; Malacostraca; Decapoda; Varunidae. The coding region runs from base 30 to 1700 and encodes 556 amino acids.
GGUUGAGAAGGCAGAAAGCAGAGGGCAGCAUGAGCGCCGAGCCGCAACCGAGGGAGCCUGUUGGCGAGAAGCAUUACAGAAUGGCCUUAGCCGCAGUAAGUGCUCAGGGAGACAGGAAGGAGGCAAUGAAAAUACUGGAGGAAAAAUUAAACAAGGCUAAAGGUGAGCUGCUAAAACUGUCGAAUUCUUAUGACACUGCCCUUGAUGAUAUCCAGAACCACUACAUGAACGCCUCUUCAACCCUGACGUCAAUAAAAGAGGCAGCGGAAAAGGCUUUGGAUGCCUACAUGCUGGAGUUCCAAAGGAGACUAAGGGAUCAGCUGGAAAAGAUGGAAGAGCUUAAAAAGGCACUCUCACCUGUUCCAAAUAACAAGAUGAUCUCUGAUUCCUACAGUGAGAACGCCAUGACCAACAUCAGAAAUGACAACAGUGUGCACUCCAGUGUCAUGGAGAUUCAUGUGGAAACUGUCCCAAGCAUCAGAUUUUUGGGCAAUGAAGCAUUCCUCUUCCGGGUAGUCAACAACAAGUCCCUUCCAUACUUUGGCUGCAUCACCAUAGACAACAAAGUAUCAGCCAGUGACUUGCACCUUCACCGGGACAUUGAUUCAGAAACUCAAGAGUACACAUUUCGUAUUGGUGUGCCCAAAGAAGCUUCAGAUUGUAAAGACCUUAAAUCCAGAAUCAAGUUUGAGGUUUUUCAAAAGGACACAGGAACCUCAAUAUUUCUUUCUCCAGUAUGGGUCACUGAUCAUUAUGAGGUAAAGUUUGGCUUCACGAAAAAGACACCUUUUUCAGUUGGUGUGUACCUCUUAGAUCAGCAUAUUUCUGGCAGCCCUGCAAAUAUUGAUCCUGAAAAGGACUUACUUGACAAAGAAACUUCUGAUAAUCAAGUCAUGGAAGUGGUGAAAACAUCUACGAAGAGAGGGAUUGGAACAGAAGACCCAGUCGUUGAAGCAGCCCUCGGAGAGAUAAACAAAAACAGCUAUUCCAACAAUGGCAUAAUUGCUGAGGGUGUCUUCAAGAUCUCAAAGAAGACAAAAAUACCAUCUAACCCUCCCAGUAAUAACUUCCUGAAGCAGGAUUCUCCACAGACAAAAGCUGCCACCAAGGUGGCGUCAGGUGCGUCAUGCAGUUCCCAGACCACCCAGGGAAGACCAGGCACUCAGGAAGGAAAAUCUGCUGGACCAACCAGUUUCUACCAGCAAAUAGCCAACAUUAUGAUGGAAAGAGAAGGUGCUAGACUGGCCAAAAUGAUGAAGGGAAAAGUAAAUGAACCAGUCAGUAGUCUCAAGGUACAGCCAGAAACUGGUCCAGCCGAGAUGGGCAAGGAAGAACAAGGUACUCAUUUAUUUGCAGAUAUCUGCCGUCGUCAUCCAGAUGAUCUUGAGGAGUCUGCCCAAAAUGGCUUCCCUAAGAUUUUGGCAAGUCUUACUAAGGAUCAUCCAAAGAAAUUAGAAGACUGUUCAGAUGACAAGACAGUAAUCAUGAAGGAUCUGACAGUUACCAUCACCAAUGACAAGACCUUCCCGUGUAAAGAUAAGCUGAAGCAGAAAAAGAGUCUGAGUGAACGCACACCUGUGAAUUUCGUGGUCAAGACGAUGUCGUUCAAUAGAGUGGAAGGCCAUUUGCUAUAUUCAACUUCCAUCACAAGUCCAUAUGCCUUGGAUCGACCAGUUGGGAUUAUGGAGCAUUCCAGGUAGAUAUCUGCAUGCCACUGAAAAAUGAGCUUGCACAAGGUAUUUUGAACUGCCACAGGGCUUCACUGAGACUAUUUUUCUUUUUUUUUGGUUACUUUAUUCUAAUCAGUUGGAAAUAAAAUAGCGUAGCUUUUCAUGCUUAUCCUGUGUAAUUGAUCCAUAUAAAAGAAAAUGCUUU